Messenger RNA from Cokeromyces recurvatus, 279 nucleotides. RefSeq lists its product as uncharacterized. The record is from RefSeq and is a predicted model, not a curated record. Lineage: Eukaryota; Fungi; Mucoromycota; Mucoromycetes; Mucorales; Mucoraceae. The annotation marks the transcript as partial. The transcript is spliced from 2 exons.
ACUUAUACCAAGUCAGAUGGAAAAGGUUAUGGUGAAAGCGAUGAUUACUUGGGAGUCUGCUAGUAAUUUCCAUGACUACUCUCUCUCUCCUAUUAGAAAAUAUUGGGCACGUCGUAAUGAACAAACGCCUUCAAAUGAAGCUAGCCUUGUAUCUACUAAUGACAGACCCAAGUAUAAUAUUAUUGUAGCCAUCAACAAGUUAAAUGUUAUUCAGAAACUAGACAAGAGCAUUUAUUAUGAAAAUAUGCAAAUAAACAAUUUUAUGCAUAUUAAAAAAAA